AAGAGAUUACCGACUAACCACAAAAUAUCUAAAUUCUCCCAUUUCGAAACAUAAAAAACAAACAAACAAACAAACAAACAACAAAAUCUGUUUUUUUUUUCUCUCCAAAGAAUGGUUGAAAGGUACAGUGAUCUCGACAAGACCAUACUAGUGGGAAACAUCCACAGCUGUGUGACAGAGGAGAUACUGUUUGAGUUAUUUCUGCAGGCUGGACCAGUGGAAAAGGUGCAUAUAUUCAGAGAUGGACACCAUAGACCUUAUGGAUGUGUUUAUUAUAAGCAUGCAGAAGCUGUUCCCUAUGCAGUAGAACUCCUCAAUGGAAUCUGGCUGUAUGGACAGCCAAUCAAACUGCAGUGUAAAGUUGGUGGCUACUAUCAGAGUUAUGACAUGCGGUUUGGAAACUUAGAGAAUGGAGUGAUAGCAAACAGUAAGGAUGUCGUGCUCAGGGGCAAUAUGGAUUUGAACUGUAAUGACAGUCCAGGUUUAAAGAACCGUUCUAAUGAAGCACAUGGAUGGAGCAACAUGGUACACAACAGAGCUCCUGAUAUGUGCUCUUCAGUUGUGCCACCUGUUGUGUGGUACUGUCCACCUUUGCAGCAAUGGAUGAAUUCUGGUUACCCCCCUUGGACAUCCUAUAUGGAAGAGAACUCCCUUCUAUUUAGGUCAGACAACACCACGGUGGAUUGUGCAAAACUAAAGAGGAUGAAGGAGGUGGAACAGGCUCAGAGUUUGCUGGGACGCUUGAAAUUUCUCGUGGAGCCAUUUUUUCAGAGGAACUCCUCAACAAAAGCAGUGUACAGUUUAAAGCUCUGGCUUAUGACAUUGAGCAGCAGUGAGGGCAGUGUGAUUGUGCACUUUGACCUUCUCUUCAGUGGUGUUGUGGAUUCAAACACAGCUCAGGAACAGUUAGUAGAGGGUUUACAGCAGGGUGAUGCUGGAUCUGAUGAAGGACUCAUGAUUGACAUCAGCAGUGUGCGGGUCACAGAUAAAGAAACUUCAACACAGAGACCAUCUACAGCAAAACCAGCCACUCUAGUGAAGUGUCCAGAUGGACAGAAGGCAUGUGCUGAUGGUACAACGUGUGUUUCUCAGACUCAGUUCUGUGAUGGAAUACACAACUGUCCUGAUGGCUCAGAUGAGAACCACAGUGUCUGUUCAACAGUGUGUGAUGGACAGUUUUUAUUGGUUGGGUUGACCGGAUUCUUUCACUCUAAAAACUUCCCGCUGGAGUAUGACAGUAACACAGCCUGCCGCUGGAUCAUACGAGUGAACGAAGGCUUAGCCAUAAGAAUUGUUUUUCACAGUUUCUAUAUGGAGGAAGACAUUGAUGUUAUGGAACUAUAUGAGGGCACUGGACCUAUGAAAAAAUUAACAUACUCUCUGUCAGGCAUGUCACCUGGAAAUAUCUGGCUUCUAUCUCAUGAGGCCACUGUUGAAUUUUAUGCAGACUUCAUCAACAACUUUCAAGGCUUCAAUGCUAGCUACAGAGCAGAGAACAUCAGCCAACUUUCUAAUGAAGACAAGAUAAAUUGUUCAUUUGAAGAGGACUUCUGUCUCUGGAGGCAAGAGCAGGAGGAUGAUGGUGACUGGUUAAGAGUACGAGGCUCUACUCUUCCACCUGACACUGGCCCAAGCUUUGAUCACACAAUGGGCAACCAGUCAGGGUACUACAUUGUGACGCCUCUGAGCCCAGGAAGUUGGGAUAAGAAAUUCCGUAUCUACAGUGUCCCUCUGUCUCCUGUAAAUGAAUCUAUAUGUCUGCGAUUCUGGUAUCAUAUGUUUGGAGAAGAGGUUUGGUGGUUGUCGGUCCUGGUAGAGGAAGGGUCAGCAUCCACUCUCCUCUUUCAAAAAGAAGGGAACUAUGGGGACAACUGGAACUAUGGCCAAGUCACACUAAACUACAAAACGGAUGCUGUGGUAGUGUUUGAAGCACAGAAGAAGGCAGGCUUUCUGAAUGAUAUUGCCCUGGAUGACAUCAGUAUAGUGCCUGGUUCUUGUUUAGAUGGCCCCCCUGACCCAACCCCGGUGCCCCCACCCAUCACUUCCCCUCCUGUACCAACUGAUUGUGGGGGACCCUUUGACCUGUAUGAAUCAAAUUCAACAUUCAGCUCUCCAGAUUACCCCAAUGGCUAUGGAAAUGAUGCAUUGUGUAUGUGGACUUUGUAUGCUAAGGAAGGACAGAAUAUCCAAUUGCAUUUCCAAGAUGUUGCUUUGGAAGCAUCAAAUGACAUUUUGGAGGUUCGAGAUGGAGUGGAGCCCCAUUCAGAGUUGUUAGGUGUCCUAACAGGAGAUUGUUCCUUUUCGGAUCUUUUCUCCACGAGCUCUCAGAUGACCGUCAUGCUCUUCACUGACUCAUCGUGGAAUGACAGAGGCUUUCUAGCCAACUUCAGCACAGGUCUUCACCUCGGUCAACCAGGUCCGUGUCCGACCAGGCAGUUUCAGUGCAGUACAGGAGUGUGUGUGUCCAACGCCAGUGUGUGUGACGGAGUAGAGAACUGUUCUGAUGGCUCGGAUGAAGCUGACUGUGUGCAUAUAAUAAAAUAUAAUCUCACUGGAGCCGGACUAUUGAGACUUCAGGUCCAGCAUAGCCUUUACACAGUGUGCGCUCAAGACUGGACUUCUCAGCUAUCUGACUUUUUUUGUCGCUACUUGGGCUACAGAUCAGGAAAUGCUUCAUUCUUUACCGCUAUGGAUGGAGAUGCUCCCUUUACCACUGUAACGCUGAAUACUAAUGGAACAUUGGAUCUGAAACCUAGUGACAAAUGUCUGAGCGGGAAAGCUGUAUCCCUACACUGUAACAAUCAACCCUGUGGAGUCCGUAAGGUGCCCUUGCAAAAUGAGCCAAACAAGGACACAGAAAUGAGACAGAUAGCAGGUAAGGUGGUGGGAGGACAGGAUGCCCAGGAAGGGGCGUGGCCAUGGAUCGUGUCUCUGCGAUGGCAGGGGCGGCAUGUCUGUGGGGCCUCGUUGAUUGACAGGGAAUGGUUGGUUACAGCCGCACACUGUGUUUUUGGAAUUAAUGUUUACCUGUCAAACUGGGCAGCAGUUUUGGGGCUUCACACUCAGUCUGGGACUGAUAACUCUGACAGACAAGUCCAUUCUGUAGAUCAGAUUAUUAUGAACAAGCGCUAUAACAGGAGGACAAAGGAAUCUGAUUUUGCCCUAAUGCAUUUACAGACACCAGCCAACUUCACAGAUUACAUUCAGCCCAUCUGUCUACCAGAUCCUGGAGAACAGUUUGAAGUAGGGAGGAAGUGCUCUAUUGCUGGUUGGGGAAAACUGGCUGAAGAUGGGUCAGUAGCUAAUGUGUUACAGCAGGCUGUUUUGCCCCUGUUAAACAAUGCACAGUGUCAGGAAUGGCUGCCUGAGUACAACAUUACAGAGCGGAUGGUGUGUGCAGGAUAUGCCGAAGGUGGAGUGGACUCUUGUCAGGGGGACUCUGGAGGUCCACUGAUGUGUGAAGAGGAUGAUCAGUGGGUUCUUGUGGGGGUGACAUCUUUUAGGAAAGGCUGUGGACAACCUCAGCGGCCUGGAGUGUAUGCUCGCGUCAGUCAGUUUGUUGACUGGGUGGUCGAGACACGACGUCUCUACUCAGACUGGAAGGGAUAAAAUCAUUUAAUAUAAAGAGAUAUCUUGAAUUGAUUGUUUUCUUGAUGUCUUUGGCUUCUGAACAUUUGAGUCCUGGCCUAGCAAGUGACAUGUUUUCUCAACUACUUGUUCUGGUAAUUGCCACUAAUGUGGUGUGUGCAUUUUCUUGUAAGUUGCUGCUAAAAACGUCAUUGUGAAUGAUGAUGAAGGAAUGUCUUUGUGUCUUUGUAACUAGUGUUCAGUUUUAUUUACCCAAAUUUGAAAUAAUGUUUUUGCUACAAUUAAUUUUUUAACAAUGUAUAAUGAAUGAAGAUGUUCUUGUAAUUCUUGUAAUUUCUGAGAACUUGUUCAGUUGUGUGGUAGCUCUUUGUUCACCUGAACAGCUUGUAAAAGGUGAGCUUGUGGCAAUCCAUGAAAAAACGACAGGUGACACUGUACACUUAUUUCUUAUGCUGUACAUGAGACGUGUACAUUUUCUCAGGGUAUAUUUGAUUAAAUGAAAAUGUAUCUGAAGAUAGCCUUAUGGAUUACUUUUAUGCUGCCUUUAUGUGAUUUUUGGAUAUUCAAAGGUCAGAUCACCAUUCACUUGCAUUGUAUAGACCUACAGAGCUGAAAUAUUCUUCUUAAAAUCUUAGUUUGUGUUCAGCAGAAGAAAGAAAGUCAUACACAUCUGGAAUGGCAUGGGUGAAUAAAUAAUUUUAUUUGGGGCUGAACUGUUUCUUUAAUUGUCAUGAAAAUAUCACAUUUAUUAAAUGUUGGUACAAACAGG
This is a messenger RNA of Myxocyprinus asiaticus (Chinese sucker), 4357 nucleotides long. Its product is annotated as enteropeptidase-like. Gene Ontology annotation, molecular function: protein binding; serine-type endopeptidase activity; RNA binding. Lineage: Eukaryota; Metazoa; Chordata; Actinopteri; Cypriniformes; Catostomidae. The record is from RefSeq and is a predicted model, not a curated record. The transcript has 28 exons. Gene Ontology annotation, cellular component: membrane. Gene Ontology annotation, biological process: proteolysis. The coding region runs from base 112 to 3609 and encodes 1165 amino acids.